AAAAGGAAAUUUUAUUUAUACAAAGAAUUUAAUGCAUUACACCAGAUACACGAAACAUUUAAAAAUUUAGUUGAGAGACAUAAAAUGAAAGCACAAGUCGAGGAAAAUAAAGCCCUAGAGGGCACCUCUAAAACCCAGGAACUCUGCAAAAUCUUGCAAAAACGGCUGAAGAAGGGUGAAGAAAACAAUAUCAGUCAUUUAGAACACGAAGGUAUAAAUUAUGAUGAUCCCCAGAUCAUCAGUGAACUCCUGAGUGAGUGGUUCUCCAAUAACACCAAAGCACAUCCGUCCCCAAUUCUCGACAUAACCUGCAAAAAUAACUACAAGUUAGGUGAAAUAAACUUUAAUAUACAAAAUAUAGCAUCGGCGGUAAGGACAUUAAAAGCUAACAGUAGUUGUGGGAUAGACGAUAUACCAUCCGUCAUAUACAAAAACGGUGGUACGGAUAUGAUAGUAUUAUUACUUAGAAUAUUUAAUAUCUCACUAGUGACUGAAACCUACCCUGAAACUUGGAAAAACACAUAUAUAUUACCUAAGCAUAAAGGAGGGGCCAAAACUAGUGCAUGUAAUUAUAGGCCUAUCAAUAUAACACCUGUCAUAUCAAGGAUCAUGGAGAAAGUAAUCGAAGACCAAAUGUCAGACUACUUUCUAAAACAUAAACUAGACCUAGGACUGAUAUAUUCACAAAAUCUAUCAUUUUCUGAGCAUAUCUCGAAUCAAGUGUCGAAAUCACGAAGGCUUAUUGGUUUCUUACUCAGAAACUUGUACAGAAACGAAUCCAGAAUACUACUGUACAAGUUUUGUGUGCGCCCACUCCUAGAUUACUGUUCAUUCAUAUUCAGCAGUACACGCAUAGAAGACAAGCUGAAAGUAGAAGGAGUACAGAGGUACUUCACGCGAAAAGUACUCGGAACCGAUAACGGCACAAACUACUCUACCAGAUGUGAAAUCCUGGGACUAGAAACAUUAUGGUUAAGGCGACUGCGACUAAAUCUGUCACUCUUCUAUAAGCUUCUUAACCAAAUAGUGCAUACCCCUGCUAACUAUACUCGGUCCUCAGGUAACACAGGAUACAACCUUAGGCACACUAAAGGUACAGUGGCUAUAGAACCAUGUAAAACAGCCACCAGGCAAAGGUUUUUCUUGGUUAGGUAUGCCCAAAUAUGGAACAAACUACCUGAGAAAACGCGACUAGCAAGCACAUUGGCCUCCUUUGAAAAGGCACUUAAUGACACACUAAGUGAGUUUGUAAUUGAUACCAGUGGUAAUUCCCAUGUAAGAGUUUCAGAAAUCAUAGGCCCGUUUAAUGUAUGAACUCAGAGACUACACCUGUUGUUUGUUUUGCCUCUAUUUAUAAUUCCAGACAAAAAAAGAAGCAGUCAUGACAAUAACACCCAUUCAAUCAAGAGUCGAUCAAACUAUGUCUACCUGAUACAAAGGGCGAACCAUAACGAACAUACGAAUGAAGUAUGAGAAGACAAGGUAGCAACUUACCGCAACACCACAUGAAAAGAUAAAAGUUACUCGAACAUCAUUUAUAAACCACCAACUGGUCUCCUACCCAAAAAGAAUGCGGCGAUGUUUUAUCCAAAAUGGAGAGGAAAUACAUAAAUCCACAGCUGCUGUUGUAAACACUCAGUGGGGGUAGGAGCCAACAAAGUAAUCCUUUCAAAGCAUAUGUAUACUUCAAAUGGGCACGGAGACUCUGUAGAAUACGUCAUAAUCCAAAUCACUGCCUAUACAGCGCCAAUAAACCUGGAUAUCUAUGUGAUAUGUAUCCACAUAUAUAUUUAUGUGUGUGUGUAUGUUGGUCUCUCUUUCUGUAUGCUGGCUUAGCCUGUGACCAUUUCACUUGUAUGAACUUGUCUCUUUUAACAAUGUAUAUUCUCCUUAUAUUAUAUUAUAUAUAAUAUGAGUGUUUGUUGACAGUCCGUUGCUUGGUGACAUAUAUCCAUAUAUGUUGGUUGUUGACAUGUCUGUUAUGUUUCGCUAUGCAUAUGUGGAUCGAUACUUCCUUAUAAUUAGCCAUUCAUGUUAAGACUGUCUAAUGAUUUGUUCACACCCUUGUCAUAUAUAUUUCGCUCACACAAUUUGUGUAACUACUUUACUUACUAAUCACUUUGGUGUGAGACCAUUUAAUUUCGUCUCCUUGUGUUUGGACAAUAGAAGUAUCAUCGCAAACCUAGUGGCCUUCUGAUUUCCGCCUUCUUGCGUCAGGACUAUUAAAUUCUCGACCAGUCCAUAACAAUAAAUUAGUCGACGAGUACAUAACACUAUGAUAUAACGAAAACAUGCAGAGAGCUGCAUCUCAGAUCAAGUUGAUUCAUUCGAUGGUAAUGAUCUGCUCCUGCAUGCCUUAUUCGACAUAUUGAAUGGAAUGGUCCGCGGUUAUUCUGAUACCAGAUCGAAAAGAAUAAAAAAUUCACCGGUUGCUGAAUCAAAAGUACUUCUCUGCAUGUUUAACUGUAUUAUAACUGCUAUGAUUAAUUCCAAACCUUUUAUCUUAUAAUCAAUCAAAUUCCAGGAACGAUCCAAUUCUACCAUUUGAAGACGCUGGCGAACAUGCUGUAAAUGAGUAUUCAUGAUCUGAAAUGAAGAAGCAACACAAAUGGAGC
Trichobilharzia regenti is the source of this 2615-nucleotide messenger RNA. NCBI's taxonomy places the organism in Eukaryota, Metazoa, Platyhelminthes, Trematoda, Strigeidida, Schistosomatidae. The record is from the annotation of a GenBank genome assembly.